GUCGUUGGCCGGGCGGCUUCGGAAGGACCGCGAUGAAGGUGUGGGUGCUGUUGCCGUUGACGUGUGUGUUCGCGGUGAGCGCAAUAGAGGCGCCUGAAGGCGGCUUCCUCUUCACGGCGCCCAAGCUGCUACAGGGCGGCACCAGCGAGCAUGUCUGCGUCACGCUCUUCAAGCUCCCCGGGCCGGGGCGGAACGUGGCCAUCACCCUCCCAGACGAGAUCGACGACACCACCUGGUUAUCGCUGGUGGAGCCGAUACCGGACACUGUAGGCUCUGAUGGCGUUCAUUGUUUCGAUCUGCCCAUGCCGCACUCGAUUUUCUUCACGACGGCCACCCUGCAUCUCAACAUUUCCAACGCCGCCGGGCUGCGCUUCUCAGACUCGUCCAGGGUGUCCAUCAAGGGCUUCACGCUGGUGACGCUGAUUCAGACGGACAAGCCCCGAUACCGUCCCGGGGACAAAGUCCUGAUCCGUGUCAUAUCCCUGAGAUAUGACCUCACUCCUGUUAUCGAAAACAUUCCUGAGGUGUGGGUGACCACCCCAGGCAACAUUCGCGUCGCCCAGUGGAGAGACAUCAAGACCACCGGAGGCCUCAUCCAGCUGGAGCUGCAGCUGACCGAGGAGCCGCCCCUGGGUCGCUGGGAUAUACGUGUGGAGACCAAUGGACUACCCAAAACCGAACAUUUCCUGGUGGAGGAGUAUGUGCUGCCCACAUUCGAGGUCAAAAUUAAGAGCCCCAACAACCUGCUUGAGGGAGAGAAGACAAUCACCGUCGACGUCUGUGCCAAGUACACCUUCGGUCAGCCACUGAUUGCAGCCGCCGUGACGGUGAACGUGACGACAAGGCGCGGUCCUGCAAACAGUAUUAGUGACACCCUCACGACGGACAAGACAGGCUGCGCCUACUCAGAUCUGGUUGUGGAUGAGCUAUUGUCAAGGCCAUACGCUUCAGCCCUCAUUAACGUGACCGUGGAGGAGUUUGGCACGGGUCUCAGCCAAUCACAGACGCGUUCGGUGCACAGACCUCCCUCCAGAUCCGCCACGGGCUACAUUCCAGACAACACCCAACAGUUCAUCAAGCCCGGCCUGCCCUACUACGGCCGGUUCAGUGCCUUCGACCGGGAUAGCUCGCCCCUUGCCGAAAAGGACGUCCUGGUGUGUUUUAAGGCCAACUACAAGGACAGAACUGCCAUAAAAAGCGGGAGCGAUCCCACCAAGACCAUAGAUGAUGCCCUGUUUGACGUCUAUAGAAGGCACUCGGAGCGCUUGCAGAACGAGUUCGGCUACACGCCGCUGAUCUGGGAGACGGAGGAUCCGGAGCGACUCUCGACGGCCGAACAGUGCCGCAACUUCACCACCGACAGUCAGGGCCAACUCCUCUACUUCGUCCCGCCGCAAGCGCCCAUCGUGGACAGUGUUGACGUUAAGCUGAAUCCGGGAAGAGGCGACGGUGACGUGGAGCGCAAUCUCGUGGCCUUCUUUUCCCCCUCCGACUCGUACCUCACCAUUGACGCCCACCUGCUGCCCAACGAGCUGCCAUGUCGCGGUGACAUUACCGUCCAGCUGCUGACGUCGCUGGAGACGGACGUACCGCCAAUGGUAUACCAGGUAAUGGCGCGUAGCCAGAUCCUGCAAUCAGGCCGAGUGUUCAGUUCGAGCCUGACACUGCCGGUGACGCCGGCCAUGAGCCCGCAGUUCAAGCUGCUGGUGUUCUUCGUGCUGGACUCGGGCGAGGUGGUGAGCGACGCGGCUAUCCUCAAGGUGGAGAAGUGCUUCAAUAACCAGGUGGAUGUCAGCUGGGACAAGGAGACGGCCCGGCCCGGGGAGUCCGCCUCUUUUACCGUCAGCGCCUCGCCCGACUCCGUGUGUGGCGUCAGCGCCGUGGACCGGCGCACAGAGCUGCUGGGCACUGGCAACCAGAUCACCGUGGAGGACGUGUUUGGUCGGCUGAGGCAGUGGAUCACAACCGCCUUUCACGCCCCUAGACAGGUCAUCAGCCGGGGGGAGAGGGAAGGAGAUUGGCGGUGUCGGGCGGUGCAUCGAAUGAAGAGCAGGGACAGAACGCCGCGCGGCCCUCCUCACAGGCGGGUGGCAUCCGUUCUCAGAGGUCGCGCGGGACACCGCCACCGGAGCCCCUUCAGAACCGACCGGUUCGACGCCCUGAAGGCAUUCGACGAGACGGGCUUUCUGGUGGUAACCAACCUGGUGUUGGAGACGAGGCCCUGCUACAUAAAGAUGAAGGUUCCUCCUUCGCCAGCAGGGGUGCAGUUUGCACCCCCGAGGGUACACGCAAGCAGUGGUGGACCAUCGACAGGAGCUGGAACAGUAGGCCAACUAGGUCGGAUCGAGGAACAGAUUCGCGACUUUUUCCCGGAGGCGUUCCUCUAUUCCAUCGAGACGAUUGGCCCGGAAGGCAUCAAAGUGCUGACCCAAGACAUGCCAGACACCAUCACGUCGUGGGUCGGCUCCGCCGUCUGCUCCCACCCCCAGGACGGAUUCGGUGUCUCCAAAAAAACAGACAUCAGGACCUUCAAGCCGUUCUUCGCGGAGGUCACGCUGCCGUACUCCGUGAAGCGCGGAGAGAUCCUAAAGAUGGCAUCCACCGUGUUCAACUUCCUCGACUCCAGUCUGUCGGUGUACCUGGAGCUGGCGGCGUCGGAGGAUUACUCGCUCGCGGACGAGGUCUCGCCCGCGGGCAUUGACCUCUGUGUGCCGGCGGGCCGCUCCAAGGUCAGCCACUUCCCGCUGACCUUCACCUCUCUGGGCGAGGUCAACAUCUCCGUCACGGCCAGACUCCGAGACGGCAACUGUGACCAGCCGAACGCCGUCGGCCCCGGCAGUGACACGGUCAUCCGUCCGCUAGUGGUCAAGCCCGAGGGAUUCCCGCAGGAGGAAACAACGUCACGGUUCGUGUGCCUGGACGAAGGAGCUGAGCCUCACGUGGAGCGGAUCCCGAUGGUGGCUCCUGAAGGCCUGGUGCCGGGCUCUGAGCGGGCCUAUUUCUCCGUGGUGGGGGAUCUGCUCGGACCUUCAUACGAUAACUUGGGUCGCCUGGUUGACAUCCCGACCAGUGGAGGAGAGCCCAACAUGUUGGCCUUCGUGCCGUACAUCCACAUGAGGGCGUACCUGGAGCACACCGGACUGCUGACUCGCCGGGACCGGGACCGGACCACCAACGGCAUGAGACGAGGGUACCAGACCCAGCUGCGGUACAGGCGUCUGUACGGCUCCUACUCCUCGUUCGGCCAGGAUGACCCGGAAGGCUCGCUGUGGCUCACCGCCUUCGUCAUUAAAUCCUUCAAGGAGGCGUCCGAGUACAUCGACAUCGACGAGGUGGCGACCUCGCAUAGCUUCAACUGGCUUGUGCAAAAACAGCAGAAUGACGGCUGCUUCCCUCUACUUGGAAGCGUCAUUCACAAAGAGCUCAAGGGCGGCACGGAGCGGGGCGGUCCGGCCGCCCUGACGGCGUUCGUCAUGCUCGGCCUCGGGGCAUACAGCAACAGGAGUCUGGAGAAGGGCUUCAAAUGCCUGGAACACGGCAUCAGUCUGACCAACAAGACGCUCUAUGCCGAGGUGCUGCUGGCCUACACGCACGUAGCAUUAGGCCGGGAACAGCGCGGCCAACAGCUGGUCUCCGCUCUGAUGCAGAAGGCCAAGACGGACGGACCGGACACCCUCUUCUGGGAAGGCGAUCGCCGCUCCAUCUACGGCGGCAGUCGGGCGGUGGACAUUGAGAUGACGGCAUACAUGGUACUCUCCCUGGUCAAGCUCUCGGGUCAAGAGAACAUGGAGCAGGCGGCGCGGGCCGUCAAGUGGAUCAACAGGCAGCGCAACAGUCUGGGCGGCUUCAUCUCCACACAGGAUACCAUCGUGGCGCUGCAGGCACUGACAGAGUUUGCCAAACGCACUUUCUCCUCGGAGUUGUCCUCUCGCGUGAUAGUUAGUGCUGGCGGACGCCCCUCCACACUCGUGGUGGACCCGUCCAACCGUCUGCUUCUGCAACAAGAAAAAGUUGCUGACUUUCAGCUGCCAGCUGAGGUCACCUUCACCGUCAGCCCGGCCGGCUGCGUCAUCUACCGCACCAGCCUCCGCUACUCCAGCCGCGCUCGAGUGCCGAAGCCGGCCUUCUCGCUGGCGAUGACCUCGGAGGCUCGCCCCAGCCGCUCUCCAGGCACUUCGUAUGAGCUGGAGGUAUGCUCCGCCUACAUCGGGGACUCCGACCAAUCGGAGCGCGUCGUGCUGGAGGUGGAAAUGCCCUCGGGCUACACUGCCGUCAGCAGCACACUUAUGAAUCUCCGAAGCAGCGGUGCGGUACGCAAGUACGACUUCAGCACGGGUAAGGUGACCUUCACGCUGUCCAAGGUCACUGAAGAGAAGAUUUGCCUCAAGUUCCGUAUCAUUCGGGAAAACGAGGUGGAUGGCCUGAAGCCGUCGGUGGUGCGAGUCUACGACCUCUUCAGGCCUGAGGACCGCAAUAUGCUGGAGUAUGAACUCUCGCCUGCAUCUGCUCUCCCCGCUUGAAACUUAUGUCAACGACCUGUGUGUGCGUCUUCCCUGACGGACCCUUCUACCUUACGGGCUGCUUCUGACGAACUACCGACUCGGGCAAAUAACUCGCACAUGCCAAAACAACGUUUGUGCCACCAACGUUAACGAUGUGCGAUACGCGUAGCUGGAUGGAAGUGGUCGAAACUGUUGUGCGUAUAAGAAGGCUACAACAACAUUCCGCGAGAAUAUAUGU
Messenger RNA from Pollicipes pollicipes, 4740 nucleotides. Its product is annotated as murinoglobulin-1. The transcript has 35 exons. Gene Ontology annotation, molecular function: endopeptidase inhibitor activity. Gene Ontology annotation, cellular component: extracellular region. Lineage: Eukaryota; Metazoa; Arthropoda; Thecostraca; Pollicipedomorpha; Pollicipedidae. The record is from RefSeq and is a predicted model, not a curated record. Bases 33 to 4520 code for a protein of 1495 amino acids.